AUGGAAUAUGAAGAGGAUGAUGAUAUUUCCUUUGCAAAAUGGAUGAGCAGCUUCUGGGGCCACAACUUGAUCGAUGAGAAUGAGAAAGAGGGUAGAGGCUACAGGAAACGUCCGACAGGAGCCUGCAGUGAAAGGAGAGCCUCCCUUCCGGCCAGGCUUUCCUACCUCCAUCCAACACGACUCCAUGCUUCUACCAGAGACUCCCCUUCAGGCCAUCUCAAAGGCUCCAAGGAAUUUGAGGAAGACCAAGAUGCCAAAUGCCACUGCCACAGGAAAGCAAGCAGGACACCUUCAACAGACAGCUCCUGCCCAGAGACAAGAUCAAACUCCAUCCAGGAAUUGGCAGAGUCCUUUGAAAAGCAAUUACAUCUCAAAAGCAAACGCUCGGUUUCAUUGCAACCUGAAGGCAUGAAGGAGAGAAAAGAAAGAGAAAGAUUGCAUUUGAGAAAAUGCAAGUCUCACAAGAGAACAGGAAAGAAAUCAGAGCCAAAGAGAGAGGAGGAAGAAGAUGAAGGUUCAGAAGCUGUACCUGCCAAACACAAGGAACAGUUUCCAUCACAAGCAAGCACUGAGCAAGGAUAUUUAUGUCCAGGCAGCUAG
This is a messenger RNA of Merops nubicus (carmine bee-eater), 600 nucleotides long. RefSeq names its product leukemia NUP98 fusion partner 1 (gene LNP1). The coding region runs from base 1 to 600 and encodes 199 amino acids. The record is from RefSeq and is a predicted model, not a curated record. The transcript is spliced from 3 exons. NCBI's taxonomy places the organism in Eukaryota, Metazoa, Chordata, Aves, Coraciiformes, Meropidae.